Pseudonaja textilis is the source of this 1917-nucleotide messenger RNA. The record is from RefSeq and is a predicted model, not a curated record. NCBI's taxonomy places the organism in Eukaryota, Metazoa, Chordata, Lepidosauria, Squamata, Elapidae.
AUGGAUCACCAGGAGGACACAGAAUCUGAGGAGCAUAUCAUUCAAAUCAAAAAUGACGAAAGUGUCCAGAACAAAAUGCAAAGGGAAAACAUAUCCUUUGGACAAGGGGGUAGCGGUAACUAUCCAGAGAAGAUCGAAGAUGUCCAUUCCAUCUUGUUCAAGAAAUUGCUGAAAGAAGUUGAUAAAUGGCCCCCAUCAUCUUCAGAAGGCGAGAAGAACCUCAUUUUGCUGAAGACCGUGCAUUUGAAAACAGAGAAAGAUAAUAUCCAGGGGGCUUGUUUAAUUGAUCACCCAGUGGAGCUGCACACUAUGUUACAAAGGGAGGCAGACUUCACCCACUCGUUGGUGAGAAUGCCAGAUAGCAUAGACAUUCAAGAGAAACCAGGGAAAGUCUUGGCCAUAAGUUUGCCAGAAGACAUUUAUGCACUCCACGAGGUAGAAGUGAUCAACAGUCCAAAUGAAACACCAGGACUUCAUGAGGGGAGAUGGUCAAUUGAGAGGGAUCCAAAUAUUCCUGGGCUUCAGGUUGAUAGAGAAGAAAAAAGAUCUGGAGGUGGAGUCAGGGACCAGCAGCUCCUUGUAGCUGAAGAGGGAAGGAUUAUCUCUCUGCCUGACUCCGAAGCAGCAGAUAUUCCAAAUGGAGCCACACGAUUGCACAAUUCUGAAAAUAAAACCCCGAGCAAGGACUGUGUAUCCCAACCUCCUGUUGCAAUCAACGGUGACGUUUCUUCAGAAAUCCAGGAGGGCAUAGUCCAGCAAGGGAAAGGAAGCAUUCAGCAACACUGCAAUCUCUGUCUGUUCACCACAUCCAGUCUGUCUGGCCUUAAACGCCACAUGAAGAAACAUUCCCACGAUAAGCCACACCAGUGCCACAUCUGUCUGAAAGCUUUCCGUACGCUUUCUCUGCUGCGUAACCACCUGAACACUCAUACAGGGACCAAGCCACACAAGUGUAAUGAAUGUGAUAUGGCCUUUGUGACAGUGGGGGAACUUUCCCGCCACAAGCGAUAUAAACAUACUCUGGAGAAGCCCUUUAAAUGCUCCAUCUGUAACUAUUGCAGCGUAGAGGGCAGCAAAUUGAAGCGCCACAUUCGCUCACAUACAGGAGAGCGUCCUUACAGUUGUACGGUGUGCUCCUAUGCUAGUAGGGACACUUACAAAUUGAAAAGACAUAUGGUAACUCACUCAGGUGAAAAACCCUUUGAAUGUGUGAUUUGCAAAGCCAGAUUCACACAGGCUGGGACUUUGAAGUUCCAUGUUUUGCAUAAACAUGGGGAAAAUGUACCAAAAUACCAGUGUCCACACUGUGCCACCUCCGUUGCCCGGAAAGGUGAUUUAAGAGAAGGCAGCGUGGCUUUGAAAACUAUUAGAGAGCAAAACACUCAGCACAUCAAUGCCAUCUUCGAUGGGUUUAUUUCCAGGCUUGUUAGCAAAACUCAUGGCUUUGUUUUGAUGACGUCUUCUUUCUCCCAGGAACGCUGCAUGAUUGUGCACAAGCAGACACACACCGGUGAGAAGCCCUUUGUUUGCCUCUCCUGCAACAAGGGCUUCCAGCAGAAACAGCUCUUAACCAGUCACUUCAAGAGACACCACGACUCCACCUUUGAGCCAAAGAUCUAUGCAUGUCCCAAAUGCAGCAAGGGCUAUUCACGUUGGAAUAACAUGCUCAAGCACACUGAAAAGUGCAGAGAGACAAGAGCUGCUGAAAGCUCUCCAUCCUGCAAAGCAAGCAAGAGGAAGAAAAGAGAAGAGAGUAGUCAACCUGUAGCCAAAGAAAAAGAAGCUGUUUGUGUGGACUCUCCAGUCUGCACCCCGUACAGUGUUUCUCACAAAGCACAGGAGAGGAAAGAAACUGCUCUGAAUGGCAGUAAAGCAGGAAUUACUUGUGAGAUGAUCUUCAAUUUGAUGGACAAGUAG